AGGAGGAAGACUGAGAAAGCCAGCCGGCUUUGUUUGUAACACCCACACGCUUUCUUUCUUUCGUUCUUUCAAAACAGAUCUUUUAUCUGUUUGUCCCCACCUUACCUUCUUCAUCGUCGGCAUCAUUUAUCCAUAUCCAACUUAACGGUUUCAUCUAGAUUACAGUAAUGGGUUGUUUUCCUUGCUUUGAAUCCAGUCAAGAGGACAACAACAACUUCAAUCACCAAAAAGUCGGCCAUGAAGUCCACCCAUCCGCCCCUUCCAAUAUUUCCAGAUUAUCUUCCGGGGUUGAUAGGAUGAAAACUAGAAACAAUGUUAAUAAUGCUGCUAGCCUAAGGAGGGAGUCAUCAGGGCCGCCGGAUGCUCAAAUCGCCGCACAAACCUUCACAUUCCGCGAGCUUGCAGCCGCCACCAAUAAUUUUCGGCCUGAUUGCUUCUUAGGGGAGGGUGGUUUUGGUUGUGUAUAUAGAGGACGUCUUCAGAGUAGUGGUCAAGUUGUAGCUGUUAAACAGCUGGAUAGAAAUGGACUCCAAGGUAACCGUGAGUUUCUUGUUGAAGUUCUUAUGCUCAGCCUUUUACAUCAUCCAAACUUGGUCAAUUUGAUUGGCUACUGCGCUGACGGUGACCAACGACUUCUUGUCUAUGAGUUUAUGGCCUUGGGUUCCUUGGAAGAUCACCUUCAUGAUGUUCCGCCUGACAGAGAACCAUUAGAUUGGAACACAAGAAUGAAGAUAGCGGCUGGUGCAGCCAAGGGGUUGGAGUUUCUUCAUGAUAAAGCUAACCCACCAGUUAUUUAUAGGGACUUCAAAUCAUCAAACAUUUUGCUGGAUGAGGGAUUUCAACCAAAGCUGUCCGACUUCGGGCUCGCGAAACUGGGCCCUACUGGAGACAAGUCUCAUGUUUCCACACGGGUGAUGGGUACAUACGGUUACUGUGCUCCUGAGUAUGCCAUGACUGGUCAGUUAACGGUCAAAUCCGAUGUGUACAGCUUUGGUGUCGUCUUUUUAGAGCUUAUUACCGGUAGAAAAGCCAUAGAUAGCACUCAACCACAUGGACAGCAGAACCUGGUGACAUGGGCACGACCUUUGUUCAACGACAGAAGGAAAUUCACAUCGUUGGUGGACCCACGGUUAGAAGGUCGGUACCCAAUGCGGGGGCUGUACCAGGCGCUAGCAGUGGCAUCCAUGUGUAUUCAAGAACAGGCUGCAGCGCGGCCUUUGAUUGCGGACGUGGUAACUGCGCUAUCUUAUCUUGCAAACCAGGGGUACGAUCCGACCACAGCUCCAGCUCAUAACAUCAUCAGCAGCAGCAGCAAAGAGAGACCUAAAACCGCAAGGUCUUCAAAAAACGAUGAAGGGGGUUGCAGCAGAUGGGAUUUGGAAGGAUCGGAUUCUCCCAAAGAAACUGUAAAGAUGCUUGAGAGAGAAAGGGCUGUUGCAGAAGCAAAAAUGUGGGUUGAAAAAAGAAGACAGAGUGGGUAGUAGAUGUUUGUUUUACAUACAUUGUUCAGAUGAUGAUUCAAAGGGUGGGUUGGGUUGUUGACAAAGUCCAAACCAAUUUUUCUGCAGUAAUAUUGUAUGUAUAUUUCUUAUGGGAAAAGAGGAGAUCAAACACAACUUAAAGGUCGGCUUGAUUGAUUUU
Messenger RNA from Helianthus annuus (common sunflower), 1641 nucleotides. RefSeq names its product serine/threonine-protein kinase PBS1. Gene Ontology annotation, biological process: protein phosphorylation. The record is from RefSeq and is a predicted model, not a curated record. NCBI's taxonomy places the organism in Eukaryota, Viridiplantae, Streptophyta, Magnoliopsida, Asterales, Asteraceae. Bases 168 to 1481 code for a protein of 437 amino acids. Gene Ontology annotation, molecular function: protein kinase activity; ATP binding. The transcript is spliced from 5 exons.